UUAAUUCAAGUUGAAAACCCAUUAGAAAGAACUUGGAAAGUCACCCAAAAAGAUAUAAAAGCAUCAGUUGGGAUCUCAACCUCGAUUAAAUCAUUUGGUUUAUCAUUAGAAGGAGGACCGAUUAAAUUUGAUUAUAGUCAAAACGGACGACACUUAGCUUUAGGGUCUCAUCAAACCGGUCAUCUUUCUACACUUGAUUGGAAAUCAUCUAAAUUGAUGACUGAAUUAAAUGUGAAUGAAACUACAAGAUCAAUUAGAUGGUUACACAAUCAAUCUUUCUUUGCUGUUGCUCAACGUCGUUAUGUGUUUAUUUAUGAUGGUCAUCAAGGAACUGAACUUCAUCAACUCAGAUCUCAUUUAGAAGUCACUCAAAUGGAAUUCUUACCAUACCAUUUCUUAUUAUCUACCAUUGGAUUACCUGGUUGGCUAAAGUAUCAUGAUACAUCUACCGGACAAAUCGUUUCACAACAUCGAACUAAAUUAGGGUCUUGUUAUACGAUGACUCAGAACCCAUUUAAUUCGAUUAUUCAUUUAGGUCAUCAGAAUGGAACGGUGUCACUUUGGAGUCCUUCGGUUAAUCAUGCUCAGGUGAAGAUCCUGGCACAUCGUGGACCCGUGACGAGUGUUUCGAUUGAUCCAUCUAGUUCAGGUAGAUUAAUGGCUACCACCGGUUUAGAUUCGAGUUUAAAAAUAUGGGAUCUAAGGACUUAUAAAACCUUGAAUGAAUGGACCUUGAAGAGCCCAGCCAAAAGCUCGAGUUGGUCACAAAACUCUUUGUUGGCAGUCGGAUGGGGAUCACACGUCUCAGUUUAUUCAGGUGUAGGACGAAACCAAUCACAAAAAGGAACGUAUAUGCAAGAAAGCUUUCCAUCCCAAUCGGUUGAACAAGUUCAAUUCUGUCCGUUUGAAGAUGUUUUAGGAGUCGGUCAUAGCGGAGGGUUUUCAAGUUUGAUCAUUCCAGGUUCAGGUCAAGCUAAUUUCGAUAGUCUAGAAGCUGAUCCUUUUGAAAACAAAUCACGUAGAAGAGAAAGAGAAGUUCGAGGAUUGAUGGAAAAGAUUCCGUUUGAUUUGAUCACUUUGAAUCCUGAGAUGGUCGGAAGUCUUGCAGAUCCGGUUUUGAAAGAAUCAGAUGAAUUAAAACAAUUGAAAGGAAAUUCAAAACUUACGCCUUGGAGAACAUUAUCUAGAGCUGAAAAAUUAGCGGCACAAGGUAAAUCGGGUGAAGAAGAAGUCUUGGAUGAUGAUGAUGAUGAUGUACAACAAAAUGGAAUCAAAGAUCAAGGUGUAGACAGAUCAGUACCAAUCAAACAGAAGGAAAAGAAAAAGAUGAGAGGUAAGAAUUCGAGUUUGAAACGAGUUUUAAGGAAGAAACAAAAGAAUGUGAUCACACCUGAAGCUGUAAGUGUGAUUCGAUCAAGUGUUUCUUAA
Molecule: messenger RNA, 1428 nt
Organism: Melampsora larici-populina 98AG31
Lineage: Eukaryota; Fungi; Basidiomycota; Pucciniomycetes; Pucciniales; Melampsoraceae
Exons: 1
Biological process (GO): maturation of SSU-rRNA from tricistronic rRNA transcript (SSU-rRNA, 5.8S rRNA, LSU-rRNA)
Cellular component (GO): 90S preribosome; nucleolus; small-subunit processome
Molecular function (GO): protein binding
Source: RefSeq, a predicted model, not a curated record